Messenger RNA from Cydia strobilella, 2248 nucleotides. RefSeq names its product V-type proton ATPase subunit D. Gene Ontology annotation, cellular component: proton-transporting V-type ATPase complex. Gene Ontology annotation, molecular function: proton-transporting ATPase activity, rotational mechanism. The record is from RefSeq and is a predicted model, not a curated record. The transcript is spliced from 6 exons. Bases 121 to 870 code for a protein of 249 amino acids. NCBI's taxonomy places the organism in Eukaryota, Metazoa, Arthropoda, Insecta, Lepidoptera, Tortricidae.
UCAAGUUAUGACGAGAUCACAAGACCAAGCAUAGACAACACUUUUAUCAACCAACUUGUCUUCUGUCAUCAGGUGAUUGGGAGUGAGGAAUUCAGAAAAGGGAUAAAUUCGUAAAUCAAUAUGUCUGGGAAAGACAAACUACAAAUUUUCCCUUCUCGGGGAGCUCAGAUGUUAAUAAAGGCCCGUCUGGCCGGGGCAGUUAAGGGCCAUGGUCUCCUCAAGAAAAAGGCUGAUGCCUUGCAAGUGAGGUUCCGUAUGAUUUUGGGAAAAAUCAUUGAGACAAAGACCCUUAUGGGUGAAGUAAUGAAGGAAGCAGCAUUCUCCCUGGCCGAGGCAAAGUUCACGACGGGAGAGUUCAACCAGGUGGUGUUGCAGAAUGUGACUAAGGCACAGAUCAAGAUCCGUUCCAAGAAAGACAAUGUUGCUGGUGUCACACUGCCAAUCUUCGAGUCAUACCAAGACGGUUCAGACACGUACGAGCUCGCGGGUCUCGCGCGCGGUGGUCAACAGCUCUCGAAGCUGAAGAAGAACUUCCAAAGUGCUGUGAAACUGCUGGUCGAGCUGGCGUCUCUCCAGACCUCGUUCGUGACUUUAGAUGAAGUCAUCAAGAUCACUAAUAGGCGUGUCAACGCUAUUGAGCAUGUGAUCAUCCCGCGGCUGGAGCGCACUCUGGCGUACAUCAUCUCCGAGUUGGACGAGCUGGAGCGUGAGGAGUUCUACCGGCUCAAGAAGAUCCAGGAUAAGAAGAAGAUCAUUAAGGACAAAGCGGAAGCGAAAAAGAAAGAGCUCCUAGCGGCGGGUCUGGGUCUGGACCUCGGCGACGGCGGCGCCAACCUGCUCGACGAGGGCGACGAAGACAUCGUGUUCUAGAUAAACCUGAACCCUCUAGUUAUAACCGGUGAACCACGAGCAGCGGCCAUUUUGUUGGGGACUACUUAUCUACUGGCGUGUAGUGAGGCCUCAGCGUAGUCUUAAAGACAACUUUCUACAUUCCGUCUAAGCUAUAGUUUGAAUCUUCUCAAAUGAUUUUUACGCCAAAGACCCCAAUCUGUUAAACAAAAGCCAUUGUUUCUUUUGUUUAACAGAUUAGUAUCUUUGGCGUAAAAAUCAUUUGAGAAGAUUCAAACUAUAACGUUGCAGCGACUUGAACAGAACAAAGUGAGUUGGUGUCAUUAUUUUCAUAGAAAUUUGACAUUCAGAAAGCCACACUUUGUCAUUGUAAAUGCCAUGCAGAGUUAGCUUAGUCGGACUCUUAAUACAGAAAGCUUGCCUCAAAAACUCGUAUCUUUAUUACUCUACUGACACCUGCCUGACAACGCUCGUUGUGUAGCUUCCGUGGAACUUACAGUCUGGCAAAAAAGAGUAGAAAUUAAAAAGUGGCAACACUGUAGUGUCGUCCCGUUUUUCUUAGAUUGAUUUUAAAGGGACGACACUACAGUGUUGCCACUUUUUGAUUUUUACUCUUUUUUGCCAGACUGUAAUCCUAUUGGAGUGCCUAUUUGCAACGUAGCUCAAUAAUUAGCUUCAAGAAAAUGGCCUCUGUAAUUUACUUUCGUGUUUAAACUGUUUAUAGGGUGGUUAUUUAAUCGUUGCUGAAAUAUCUAAACAGCUAUAUUUACUGAUAAAAUCCAUCCUGUUGGUUAUAACAGUUAAAAAGCACUGCUGAGGUCCUACAAUGGCUUCGCCGGCCUACCGGGUCGAUAGUAUUUGUAUGUCUAGUUACAAAUUGUUAGUAGUGGCAGUUAAGUGUUCGAAAAACUAACAGUAUUACACACACACACACACACACACACACAGUGUUACACAUUAUGGAGACGAAAAAUGCCCUUUACUUAUAAUAUAACCUCACUUUCCCAGACCUCCAAAUUUCAGUUUCGACACUUGACUGCAUUCAAAUGUUUAUCAAUUGAUAUUACAGCCUUUAUGGUGUCUGUAAAUAAUGUAGUGUUAUCUUCUUCCACAAAUCAGCCCUACGACCUUCUAAUACGGUCUAAUUUUCAGUGGCAAUCUGAUUGGUACACAAAUUGAUUGUAAGCAUUCCACGCAUUAUUUCAACUAAAGCUAAUAAAAUAAUUAAUUAAUUUAAUUAAUUAAUUAAUUUAGAAUGCUGUUUAAAAUAUAAAGCAUAAGUACACCCAUUUUAUUAUUUAUAGUUUUUUGAUUUGUUGUUUAAUGGUCGUUUAAGUGUAAGCAAUCAUGUAAAUACAAGUUUGUGAUGCGAAAUAUUAAAUAUUAUUAUUGAUCGAAA